CUCAUCUUUUAACGAGCUAUCGCGUUACGUGAAAAUCGGAGCAAAUUCGUAUUGCGAAAAUAUUCAAAAGAAUUAUAUGUGUUCGGAGAAUUCUCCCCUCUAUCUUCGGUGCGUGGAUCUUGGGAUGAUCAGAGACAGCCGCGUGUCAUGCUAUCGAAGAGAGGAGAGCGAUAUCAGGCGGUCGCACGGCCGUCACUGUUCCUCUCGCACGAUGUCGGAGUUUCCAGUGGAGGCAAGCGACAACGGAGACAUGCAUACCGUCAUGGAAAACUUCCAGAAGAAAAACAAUUUAAUGGCCGGUAGAACGCACCACAUUACCCAUCAUCCACAGGUCACCACCACAUCGUCGCAGAUGCUGACGACAAACCAGAGCCAACAUCAGAGUAGUAGCAGCACCAGUACCAGUACUAGUAGCAGCAGCAGCAGCACAAGCAGCAGAGUGGCCAAAUCCUCGCAGAGGAUUCUCACCUCGUCCUCGUCGAGUGAGAUGAAGGCGAGCUCCAUGAAGAGCGAUCUGACGGAACUCCAGCGCGGCAUCUCGGAAAUGAAGAACAUUUCAACCAAUUUCUCGCAACGGCUGCGCAGCAGCAUGGAGAAUCUUGUGGACAGAGACGGCAAUGGACCGGAAGAGACCGAUCUCACAGAACCGCUGGUGACGUUUCCCGAUCCUGACACGCCACCACCUGUCAGCGAUGCUGUCACAUUAGCAGGUUCUCCGUCCCAGUUGAGUUCUCUAAAUUCCUUGAACAAUCUUCAUCACAGUAUAAGCCCACCGAUGAACAUACCAAACAUAGCAAAUUUACCUGCUGGACAGGAAACUAUGAAGUUCGAACAGAAAAAGAUGACUAGCGCCUCGAAGACAAAGGUUGUCACGGAUGGAUUUAGCGCUGAGAAAGCGACGGCGAACAGCGCCGAAAUGAGGGCCCUGCAAGCUGGCGAUGUCUCGUACAAGGAACAAAGCGCCGCGACUGCGGCAAGGGCGCGCGUCGAGCUUGACGGCGUCUCGGCGGAGAAGAGCGUUGCUGCCGCGAGGGAACAGAGAAGCUUGAAAGCGGGCGAUCUUUCACAUCAGGAAAGUAAUAAUAUGGCAGCAUCCACCAUGAAACUUCAGAGCGACUCGUUCACCUCCGAAAAGAAAGCGAUGGCGGCGCAACAGCAACGACAGACGGUCACUUCGACCGGCAUCUUCAACCACGAGAAGCACAUGGCAUCGAGCUCGCAAUCGAGCAUCACGAUUGCAUCCAAGUCGGGUGUAAGCGCGUCCAAAUCGAUGAUCAGUGCGGCAAGCGCGGUUAACCAGUUGAUGAACGGCAUGCGACCUCCGACGGCGGAGGACGAGCUGCUGUCUCUACCCUUGGACGAUCUGGAUCUGCUGUGCUCCAAAUCGAAUCCGCAAGAUGUGGACUGCGCGAUCGCCAAGUACUGCGGCCUGCUCGACAGCUUCGUCGAGCGGCUGAAAACGAGCACCGAUGGCGGCAAGAGCGGCGGCAAGGCGCCGCAAUUACUCAACAGGGUGAACGAGAUCAUCCGGAAGGCUUGGGCGGUGCCGACGCACGGCCACGAGCUGGGCUACACACUGUGCAACACCCUGAGGACGCGCGGCGGCCUCGAUCUGUUGAUGUCAAACUGUGUGGCGAACGACGACGAGCUGCAGUUCUCGUCGGCUAGGUUGCUGGAGCAAUGUCUGACCACGGAGAACCGCGCUCACGUGGUGGAAAACGGUCUAGAGAAGGUGGUGAACGUGGCGUGUGUGUGCACGAAGAAGUCCGCGAACUCGGUGGAUCACGCGCGCGUCGGCACGGGCAUCCUCGAGCACCUGUUUAAGCACAGCGAGGGCACCUGCAGCGACGUGAUCAGGCUGGGCGGGCUGGAUGCGGUGCUGUUUGAGUGCCGAAAGAACGACAUAGAGACUCUACGGCAUUGCGCGGGCGCGCUGGCGAAUUUGUCGCUGUACGGCGGCGCCGAAAACCAGGAAGCGAUGAUCAAGCGCAAGGUGCCGAUGUGGCUGUUCCCGUUGGCUUUCCACACCGACGACAACAUCAAGUAUUACGCUUGCUUGGCGAUCGCCGUGCUGGUUGCCAACAAGGAAAUCGAGGCGGCCGUCCUCAAGUCCGGUACUCUCGAUCUCGUCGAGCCGUUCGUCACGUCGCACAACCCCUACGAGUUUGCCAAGUCGAACCUGGCGCACGCUCACGGCCAGAGCAAAAAUUGGCUGGAAAGACUCGUGCCGGUGCUAAGCUCCAAGCGCGAGGAGGCUCGCAACCUGGCGGCCUUCCUUUGCAUGGAGGCAGGCAUCAAGAAGCGGCAGGGUAACACAGAAAUCUUUCGGACAAUCGGCGCGAUCGAGCCGCUGAAGAAAGUAGCCAGUUGUCCGAAUGCGAUCGCGUCUAAGUACGCGGCUCAGGCUCUCAGAUUGAUCGGCGAGGAGAUUCCGCAUAAACUCAGUCAACAGGUGCCGUUGUGGUCUACCGAGGACGUUCGAGAGUGGGUAAAACAGAUCGGCUUUGCCGACGUCGCUCCGAACUUCGUGGAAAGCCGCGUGGACGGCGAUUUGCUGCUACAAUUAACCGAAGAGAAUCUGCGCGAGGACAUCGGUCUGACGAACGGUAUCAUGCGCCGUAGAUUCGCGCGCGAGCUGCAGAACCUGAAGAAGAUGGCUGAUUACAGCAGUCGCGACACCGGCAAUCUCAAUAGCUUUUUACAAUCGAUCGGCCAGGAGUUUUCCAUUUAUACGUACAGUAUGUUGAAUGCCGGCGUGGACAAGGACUCGAUACGCAAUCUGUCGGAGGAUCAGCUGCUGACCGAGUGCGGCAUCGCCAACAGCAUUCACCGGCUCAGGAUACUCGACGCCAUCAAAAACAUGCAGCACAAUCAGUUCAUCUCGUGCGAGUACGAAUCGCCCGACAAAUCGCUCGACGUGUUUGUCAGCUAUCGCAGAUCGAACGGCUCGCAGUUGGCGAGUCUCUUGAAGGUGCACCUGCAGCUGCGCGGUUUCUCGGUGUUCAUCGAUGUCGAGAGACUCGAAGCCGGCAAAUUCGACAAUAACCUACUGCAGAGCAUCAGGCAAGCCAAACACUUCCUUCUUGUGCUCACGCCCCAAGCUUUGGAGCGGUGCGUACAAGACAGCGAGUGUAAGGACUGGGUUCACAGAGAAAUUGUUGCCGCGUUACAAUCACAAUGUAAUAUAAUUCCGAUUAUCGACAAUUUCCAAUGGCCGGAGCCUGAAGAACUUCCCGAGGAUAUGCGAGCAGUCUGCCACUUCAACGGUGUCCGCUGGAUUCACGACUAUCAAGACGCCUGCGUAGACAAGUUAGAAAGGUUUAUGCGAGGUGAGAUGCCCGUGAGAUCUGAGCCGUCCGGCGGAAUUCCGCGCAGCGUGGCGCCCAAGGACGUGACCCAACCGAGCACACCGGGUAACACAAAUAUACGACAGCCGCCUAGCUAUCAGCGGAUGCACAGCAACGAAAGCAGGGGCAGCGACAAAGAUUCUACAGGCGGGCUUAAAAAGUCGUCGAGUCCAUCUCGUUGGUUAAUGGGCCUGCCUCCUACAUCGCCGCGCUUCAAGUUUGUACAUACGAUGCAUCCAGCGGCUGCCAGCAGCAGUCAAGCAGUACCUCGCAGACCGCCGCGACAACCUCCCUCACCGUCGACGCGUUCCCGCUCGUUAGAAUUGUUGGACCAGCAAGAUCAAGAACGGAAGUCGACGAUUUCUCCCACGAUCGUCCACCGACCACCACUUCCCAGACCGAGAUCGCGCAGUCUGGACGGUCUGCUGGACGAUGACGUGAAGAAAAGUGCUGGCGGGGAGACCUGCGGACAGCAGAGCAGGCAGGAGGAGUGCGAGAAGAAUCGAGAACAUCUUCCAAUAGAUUCAGAGGAUAAUAAAACAAUCUCUCCUUUGGAAGAAAGCCAACAGAAAUUUAACACAAAAACAGUCGAAUCUAAGAAUGAAACCAGGCUGGUUCCUCAAAUGAAGAUCGAAUUCAAGUCCGAGACGGAAGACACGCGAAAAGACAAGAGUAGUAAAAAUGUUUUGCCAACACGUCCUCCGAAGCCGAGCCGAUGUUCCAACUCAGAAGGACAGUUUUCGACAAACAAGCAAUGCGGGGACCGGAAGCGUGAGAUCGAAGAGCAGAAAACCAAGGAAAUAGUGCAGGUAAGUUCGGUAAAGCAGAGCGAUAACGAUAACAACGAUUACGACGACGACGACAGAUCGACGACGUUGCUGAAGACAUCGAGAAGCUGUGGUGCGGGAUUGGACUCCGACGGGAGCAUUACGUCGAGCGAAUACGGCGGAUCUAGGUCCUGCGCGAAGGGCCAAGGUUCGCUGUUAUCGCUUCCAGCGGGCGCAGAGCCCAAGCGUAAACGGAACUUUAUGGACAAGUGUGUGAACAAGGUGCGGUCGUUUAUGAAGAAGUGAAGCGAAGAGACUUUAUUAUUUACUUUCGCAAGUUAAAUUUUAAUCUCGAAAGCGCGCGAGACUAAACAACGAUCAAGACAUACUCUGAAAGAUAUUCAAAAAUCAACUAAAAAAUUGAAAGUCACGUGUUUCUAUAAUUGUAUUUAAAAAAUUUAGAUGUUUAAAAGGCGUUUAAAAAGUUUUCGAUAAAUUAGAAAAUAUUUUUUGGUGAUUUUAAAAAUCUUAGAUAUAUCUAACACAUUUAGAAAAUGUGUAAAAAAUUGAAAUGAUUAAAAACAUUGAUGAUUCGACGCCUUCAGAAUUAUCAAAAAUGUCUAAAAAAUUUAAAAAGUACAUUUGAAAGAUGUUUGGUCGAAGACAUUUUUUAGAUUAUUUUCAAAUUAUUGUUUGUGAGAAUCUUCAGAACUUUUUCGGCUGUUGUUUGCAAAAAUUUUCAGCAAGUGUUGUUAAGAAUUCGUGGCACUAUAUUAUUUUUCAUAUUUAAUUUUGCGAUGCGAAAGUACAUCCUGAGUUUUGUGCAGACUUUACAAUCUGCACAAUUAUUAUCCUUAUGUACAAUGACAGGCAGCAUAAAAAUAUAUAUAUAUAUACAUAUAUUUAGCGAAAUGUUGUGCCUAAACAUGCGACAAGUGUCUUCGUGAAAUCUCGAAAUUUAUAAUUCGGGAUAUGCAUGUUUACGUGAAUCAGCCUGCUUUUCCAGGUGCCUUUUUGUACUGUAUUUUCUCUCGUAUAUAUAUAGUAUAUAUGUAUGUAUGCGCGCGUGCACCACACACAUAUACACAUUCGCGCGCGCACACAUAUGCUAUAUAUAUGGAAAUGAAUAAAUGAAUCGAGAACAAUUAGCUAAGGCGGCUAGAUCGUUAUUUGUAAUACUAUUUUUCUAGGCAGUUCUUUCCUCUUAGAACGCGUUUAAAGACGCGUGUGAUUCGCGUGAUCACGAAUCAUGGUUGUUCUUAUCGCAGCUAACGUCGGAAAUAUGUUAUACACAAGUGUACGAGGUGUUUGGUAAUAUGCGCAGUUUCGGUGAUAUUUGUUUUUGAAAAAAUUUUUUUAAAUUAAAGAAGAAUUUAAUCUUUUAUUUAUAACUAUUUAGUUCAGUGUGAUAUUUUUUUGCAGCUUCUAUAAUUUAAAAGUUAAAUAAUUUGGUAAUUAAAUCUCUAGUCAAAACAGAUUAUAUUGAAAUAUUGAUUAUAUUGAUUAUAUUGAAAUUUAUCUAAGUUUUAACCAAAGAAUAAGGUUUAACUUACUAUUAAUUUACGUAAUUUGCCCACCAUAAAAACUAUCUUUUUAAUUGAUCGUGUACUUUACAUAUUUUACUAUUGAUAUCAGAAAACAAUUUUGUCAAUUUGUGAUAAAAGAUAUUGUUACGUACAGUAAGUGUGCUUAUUUCCGAACACCUGAUACAUGAUUAUGACCGACUCCCGAGAUGCGCGGUAUUUUAUUAUUUAACACUGUUUUUAUCGUACCAAUCGUCGACACGCUCUCGCUAAGAGUCAAAAUGACGACGCUUUGAUAUUCGUAGUUUAAGAGAUCCGUCUGAUUAUCGCAAAACUGUAUAUUUUACCAAAGUUUCAUAAAAUUAUGAAUUUUAUUGAGAUGUUUGAAUGUUUCUCAGAAAUAAAUUUUAUUUAGUGAAAUAA
Linepithema humile (Argentine ant) is the source of this 6060-nucleotide messenger RNA. Lineage: Eukaryota; Metazoa; Arthropoda; Insecta; Hymenoptera; Formicidae. The record is from RefSeq and is a predicted model, not a curated record.